Rotaria socialis is the source of this 1542-nucleotide messenger RNA. The record is from the annotation of a GenBank genome assembly. Lineage: Eukaryota; Metazoa; Rotifera; Eurotatoria; Philodinida; Philodinidae.
AUGUUGACAAUAAAGUAUUUAUAUCGGUCAACACCAAUCAUUUGCUCAUGUAGAACAAAGCAAUUAUUUACAAAACAAAUCUAUUUUCAAUCAACGAUUGUUCCAACAGCAGAAAAAAAUGAAAAACAAGAAGUACGCUCAGAAUUUCCAUUACUUGAUACAAAAUUUAAUCAAUAUCAAUUAGCCUAUCGAUAUCGACGCAGUAUGGAUUUGCUGCGUGGUUAUUUAGUUUAUCGGCUAUUUUCAAUUAAUUUUCUUGUUAAUAAUCAAGCUAAAAUUGCUAAAUGGGGUCAACGUAUACUCGGUGCUCGACUAUUCAGAAGUCUACUAAAGUUAACUGCUUUUGGUCAUUUCGUUGGAGGUGAAACUUCACAAGAAAUAAAACCUGUUAUUAAAAGUUUACAAAAAUAUGGUGUCAAGCCUAUUCUAGAUUAUAGUGUUGAAAGUGAUGAUACUGAUAAAUCUUCAUCAUCAUCAUCGUCAGAUCACAAUGAUAGUGUGCACGAUUUUACUACGAGUAAAUUUAUUGAAUGUAUCAAAACAUCUUAUGAUGUUUGUGGGCCGAAUAGUACUAUUGCCGUAAAACUAACUGCUCUUAUAAGACCAGGUGUACUUAAAAAAUUUAAUAUAUUAUUGAAAUCUAUUGAAAAUCGCUCUUUAUUACCACCUUUAUUUGAAUUAAUCAACCAAGAACAAAAGAAUACUGAAAAAACAAUUGAAACAUUUCGACAAUCGAUUAAAUCAUAUUUUGAAAAAUAUCCGAAUAAAAUAUCGACCAGUAUCAUCCUUACCAAUGACGAAUUUACUGAGAUUUAUCACUUUCUCAUUCGUUUAAAUCAAAUAGCUCAAGCAUGUGUUGAACAUAAAAUUUCAAUUAUGGUAGAUGCCGAACAAACUUAUUUUCAAACGGCAAUUAAUUAUUUUGCAAAUGAAUUACAACGAUAUUAUAAUAAAAACAACGAUGCAUUCAUAUACGGAACAUAUCAAUGUUAUUUAAAGGAAACACUGGCUUCCGUCGAAUAUGAUCUUUCCCAAGCUGAAUAUCAUAAUUAUACAUUUGCUGCUAAACUUGUACGUGGUGCCUAUAUGGAACAAGAGCGUCGAUUAGCGCAAGAAUAUGGAUAUGAAGAUCCGAUUAAUACAGAUUUUGAAACAACAUCGAAAAUGUAUCGUGCAUGUCUUGAUGAAGUAUUAAAAAGUUUUAGCAAACGUCAUACAGAUCAAGUUCGAGUUAUGGUUGCUUCACAUAAUGAAGAUACUGUUCGAUAUGCUAUUCAAAAAAUGAAAGAUUUGAAUUUAUCUCAUGAUUCAUCGUUGGUUUCAUUUGCAUCACUCUAUGGAAUGAGCGAUUAUGUUGCUUUUGCUUUAGCUAACUCUGGUUAUAAUACAUAUAAGUAUUUACCCUAUGGCCCAAUGGAAUCCCUACAGCCGUAUUUAUUUCGACGUGCGCAAGAAAAUCGAGGAAUGUUUGAAAAAGCCAAUAAAGAUCGACGUCUUCAUUUUCAAGCAUUUAAAGAUCGAAUUUUUAAUUUGAAAAUGUAA